Phyllostomus hastatus (greater spear-nosed bat) is the source of this 495-nucleotide messenger RNA. It is a transcript of the gene FERD3L, whose product is annotated as Fer3 like bHLH transcription factor. The transcript has a single exon. NCBI's taxonomy places the organism in Eukaryota, Metazoa, Chordata, Mammalia, Chiroptera, Phyllostomidae. Gene Ontology annotation, biological process: regulation of transcription by RNA polymerase II; developmental process. Gene Ontology annotation, molecular function: RNA polymerase II transcription regulatory region sequence-specific DNA binding; DNA-binding transcription factor activity, RNA polymerase II-specific; protein dimerization activity. The coding region runs from base 1 to 495 and encodes 164 amino acids. The record is from RefSeq and is a predicted model, not a curated record.
AUGGCGGUCUAUCCCGAGAGCUGCGUGGACGCCACCGUGCUGGACUUCGUCGCAGACCUGUCCCUCGCCUCCCCCGGGCACCCUCUCCUCUGUGACUUCGCGCCCGAAGUCCACUUUGGGAACCGAGGCCUUGUGCUCCAGGAGGGAAGACCCAGGAGUCUGGCGCGCUUUGAGGAGGAGGAUCCAGAAGAAGAGGAGGGUGAAGUAGACGAGGAGGAGGAGGAGGAGGAAGAGGAGCACGCAAGAGGCACCUCCCUGCUGGGUCGUCCCAAGAGGAAACGAGUGAUCACCUAUGCCCAGCGCCAGGCAGCCAACAUCCGCGAGAGGAAACGAAUGUUCAACCUCAACGAGGCUUUCGACCAGCUGCGGAGGAAGGUGCCCACUUUUGCGUACGAGAAAAGACUGUCCCGGAUCGAGACGCUACGCCUGGCCAUUGUCUACAUUUCCUUCAUGACUGAGCUCUUGGACAGCUGCAAGAAAAAGGAAACCUGCUGA